Periconia digitata is the source of this 1890-nucleotide messenger RNA. Lineage: Eukaryota; Fungi; Ascomycota; Dothideomycetes; Pleosporales; Periconiaceae. The record is from the annotation of a GenBank genome assembly.
AUGUUCUGGGAUGCAGCUCGCUGGUGCCGUGACGCCCACUGCCAAGACCGCGGGCGGAAGUUGCGUACUUGCGGGCUCAUUGAGCGACCACAACUUUGGUCAACAGCUUUCCCAACACCCAGCGCAAUGGAUCUCGGCGAUGAAGGGAGUUCCCCGUGGGGAGAUGUGCCUUCGCGCUCGAGCUCGUCUCACAACAUCCCCAAAAUAGCCCAAGAGAACGAAGCAGCCAGUUCCGAACCCUCCAAAUCCGAGUCGACUUCCACACCCAAUGCCUCUGCCGCCCCUCGUUCCCCAGCAGGACGAGGUCCGCGAAAACGACAAUAUGGUGGCCAGGCCACGAAACUCGAAGCCGUGGAGGAUCCCCUUGGACCCCUGGGUGCUCCUACUCCAACUUCAGCGCCAGAGGCUUCUUCGGAACCUCCGCAGCCAGUACCGGCUGGCCCCGGCGCUCAACCAACAGCCAAAACAGCUGCCUCAAGCCUUUCGGGUUUGAUGGACUCAGUCAACCUAGAUGACGACGAUCAAGAUACAGCGGCAUCGCGCGGCCCACGUAUACCCCCUCCUGUACAGCCACCGACAGCUCCUGUACCGCAAAGACACAUACAGCCAAGCGUGAGCGUGGAACAAGCAGCAAAGCCAACCUUUUCAAUCUACGUUGGAGACCCGCACAAAGUUGGAGAUUUGACAAGCUCGCACACCGAGUACUCAGUCAUGACAAAGACCACCUCCAAGGGGUAUCGUAACCCCGAGUUUACUGUUUCCCGCCGUUACCGUGAUUUUCUCUGGUUAUACAACCAAAUGCAUAACAACAACCCCGGUAUUAUUAUUCCUCCACCACCAGAGAAGCAGGCUGUAGGACGUUUCGAUACCGAUUUUGUCGAGUCAAGGCGUGCUGCAUUGGAGCGCAUGUUGAAUAAGAUUGCUUCACAUACAGUACUUCAGCAUGAUGGCGAUCUUAAGCUUUUUCUGGAGAGUGAUGCAUUUAACAUGGAUAUCAAGAAUAAGGAGAGAAAAGAUCCUGGAUUCGGCGAAAGCAAGGGCAUGUUUGGCUCGAUGCUUGGCUCGAGCACUGGAAAAUUCGUUGAACAUGACGAUUGGUUCCACGAACGUAAAGUCUACCUGGACGCUCUUGAAAAUCAACUCAAGGCUCUCCUCAAAGCUACCGACAGUGUAGUGGCGCAGCGCAAAGGUCUUGCUGAUGCUUGCGGAGAUUUCUCUGCUUCACUGCAUGCCCUUUCCACUGUAGAACUUUCCCCGUCACUUUCCGGUCCACUUGACAGUCUUUCUGAUAUCCAAAUUCGUAUUCGAGAACUGUACGAACGCCAGGCCCAGCAAGAUGUGCUUACACUUGGAAUCGUGAUCGAUGAGUAUAUCCGCUUGAUUGGUUCGGUCAAGACAGCUUUCCAGCAGCGACAAAAGGCCUACCAUUCCUGGCACACAGCCGAAUCUGAACUUCAGAAACGCAAGGCAACUCAGGACAAGCUUCUCCGGCAGGGAAGGUCGCAGCAAGAUCGAUUGAAUCAACUCAGCGCUGACGUUGCUGAUGCUGAGCGUCGGGUACACCAGGCUAGGCUGCUGUUUGAGGAUAUGGGCCGCUUAAUGAGGGGUGAGCUCGAACGUUUUGAGAAAGAAAAGGUUGAGGACUUCAAGUCGGGCGUAGAGACCUAUUUGGAGAGUGCUGUUGAAGCGCAAAAGGAGCUUAUCGAAAUAUGGGAGACGUUCCUUAUGCAACUGGAUUCCGAGGAAGACGCGUUUGUUCCACCAGCGGGUGUUGUUGCCUCCCCUACCGGUGAACAGUCCCCGUCGCUCCACAAUCGACCCAACACACAAGAGUCAGAAACGGAAGAGGCAAGAACCGCGGUCGACAGUUCCCAGGAAGCGGAAGGGUGA